Molecule: messenger RNA, 3084 nt
Organism: Lepus europaeus (European hare)
Lineage: Eukaryota; Metazoa; Chordata; Mammalia; Lagomorpha; Leporidae
Gene: PCSK9
Product: proprotein convertase subtilisin/kexin type 9
Exons: 12
Coding region: 152-2239 (695 amino acids)
Biological process (GO): proteolysis
Molecular function (GO): serine-type endopeptidase activity
Source: RefSeq, a predicted model, not a curated record
CUGCGGCGCGCAGAACGCAGCCCCGAGCCCCGAGUCGGAGCUCCCGCGCGUGCCCGUUCUUUCGCACCGCCACGCACUGGGUGCGGUCCCCGUGGACCGCGAGCAUCCUCUGGGUCUGGGCGGCAGGGCGCAGACCCCUCCUGUCACCCCGAUGGGCAACGGCGGCUCUGGGCGGCCGUGGUGGCCGCUGGCCCCGAUGCUGCUGCUGCUGCUGCUCCUGGGUCCUGCAGGUGCCCGUGCCCAGGAGGACGAGGACGGCGACUACGAGGAGCUGGCGUUCUUCCCAUCCGAGGAAGAUGGCCCGGCGGGCACGGCGCAGCACGCCUCGGCUACCUUCCACCGCUGCGCCAAGGAUUUCUGGAGGCUGCAGGGCACCUACAUGGUGCUGCUGAAGGAGGAGUGCAGCCGCGAGCAGACAGAGCGCACUGCCCGCCGCCUGCAGGCCUGGGCUGCCCGCUGUGGCUACCUCACCAAGGUCCUGCACCUCUUCCAUGACCUCUUCCCCGGCUUCCUGGUGAAGAUGAGCAGCGACCUGCUGGACCUGGCCCUGAAGUUGCCCCACGUCAAGUACAUUGAGGAGGACUCCUCCGUCUUUGCCCAGAAGCUUCCAUGGAACCUGGAGCGGAUUCUCCCGGUGCGGUACCAGGCGGAUGAGCACCGCCCCACCAUGUCACCGAGGGCAGACAGAGGUGGCCUCGUAGAGGUGUAUCUCUUAGACACAAGCAUCCAGAGUGGCCACCGGGAAAUCAAGGACAAGGUCUUGGUCACCGACUUCGAGAACGUGACUGAAGAGGAUGGAAUAUACUUCCAUAAACAGGCGAUCAAGUGUGACAGGCAUGGCACUCACCUGGCAGGGGUGGUCAGUGGCCGGGAUGCUGGCGUGGCCAAGGGUACCAGCCUGCGCAGUCUGCGCGUGCUCAAUUGCCAAGGGAAGGGAGCGGUGAGCAGCAUUCUCAUGGGCCUGGAGUUCGUUCAGAAGAGCCGCCUGGCCCAGCCCACGGUGCCACUGGUGGUGCUGCUGCCCCUGGCCGGUGGCUACAGCCGGGUCCUCAAUGCCGCCUGCCAGCGCUUGGCCAGGACAGGCGUAGUGUUGGUCGCUGCUGCUGGCAACUUCCGGGAAGAUGCCUGCCUCUACUCCCCAGCCUCUGCUCCCGAGGUCAUCACUGUUGGGGCCACCAAUGCCCAGGACCAGCCACUGAACCUGAAGACCUUGGGGACCAACUAUGGCCGCUGUGUGGACCUCUUCGCCCCAGGGGAGAACAUCGUUGGUGCCGCCAGUGACUGCGACUCCUGCUUUAUGUUGCAGAGUGGGACAUCGCAGGCUGCCGCCCAUGUGGCCGGCAUCGCAGCCAUGAUGCUGGCCUCCACACCCGGGCUCUCCCCAGCCGAGCUGAGGCAGAGGUUGAUCCACUUCUCUGACAAGGAUGUCAUCAACGAGACCUGCUUCCCGGAGGACCAGCGGGUCCUCACCCCCAACCUGGUGGCUGCCCUGCCCCCCAGCACCGGCACAGCAGGCGGGCAGCUUUUCUGCAGGACCGUGUGGUCGGCACCCUCGGGGCCCACGUGCAUGGCCACGGCCACGGCCCGCUGUGCCCCGGAUGAGGAGUUGUUGAGCUGCUCCAGUUUCUCCAGGAGCGGGAAGCGGCGGGGCGAGCGCAUCAAGGUCCGAGGGGGCAGGCGGGUGUGCCUGGCCCACAACGCGUUUGGGGGUGAGGGUGUCUAUGCGAUUGCCAGGUGCUGCCUGCUGCCCCAGGCCAACUGCAGUGUCCACACGGCCCCACCGGCCAGGGCUGGCGGGGAGCUCCACGUCCAUUGCCACCAGCCAGGCCACGUCCUCACAGGCUGCAGCUCUCACUGGGAGGCUGAGGGCCUUGGCACCCACAGCCAGCCAGCACCAAGGCCACAAGGUCAGCGUGCCCAGUGUGUAGGUCACAGGGAGGCUAGCAUCCACGCAUCCUGCUGCCAUGCCCCAGGCCUGGAGUGCAAGGUCAAGGAGAAGCACGGGAUCCCGGGCCCUGCAGAGCAGGUCAGCGUGGCCUGUGAGGAGGGCUGGACCCUGACGGGCUGCAGCGCCCUCCCCUGGGCCUCCCUCGUGCUGGGAGCCUACGCUGUGGACAACACGUGCGUGGUGAAGAGCCGUGACGCCGGAGCAGCAGGUGGCACCAGUGAGGAGGUCACCGCGGCUGUGGCCAUCUGCUGCCGAAGCAGGCCCUCCGGGGCCUCGCAGGACCUCCGGUGACAGCCCCAGCCCGGGAGGGCGCGGUGUGGAGCCCCUCCCACCGCAGGCCCUGCCCACCAGGGGCCGGAGUCUGGCGCCCCCUUGGGGAAACCCCUGCGCUGCUGGCUCGGCUCCUGCUGGCUACGCCCAGCGCGCCCGCAUCUGGGGCAGAACCACGUUUAUUGCGCUCUCGCUGUGCGUGCGCCAGGCGAAGUCUCCCCGAGAGCAGUCCUCUUCCUGCGGGUGGGGCUGGGAGAGGCAGGUGCGGGGGAACCGUGCUGAUGGAGCCUCCCCGCCUGCUCACUUCGCAAAAGCCUCUUCGGGCUCUGGGUUGGGGCCCGGGUGAGAUCCAGCCCCGUGAUAGGCGUGAGGCCUAGGCCUGUGCCAUGGCGUCCCCAGCCGUCCUCGCUCUGUUCUGCUAACCCGAGGAUCAGCGGGCAGUGAGCUGACUUGUCAGCUGGCGGGGCAGGGCCACAGGGUACACGCACCUGCCCCGACGCCCCCUGCCAGAUAAAACUUCAUCCGCAGAUAAAGUUCACGCCGCCAGGCAGUGCGGCCGUGCAGGCCCGCCCCUCGGAGGGCCGGCUCUGAGCCACGUUCUGCACCGCACGAGGCAUCCCGUUUUUAAGGGGAGCAGGGAGCCUGGGGGCACAGGCGCCAGGCAGCUGUGCAGUAGCGGCGCUGGGCCUCACGCGGCCCUGGGCACUGCUGUGGUCAUCCCGGCCCCGCCCCACCCGACCAAGCGUGUUCUGCUCUUUGUCGCUUUCUUAGCAAGAAGCUUUUCUAGACCGGUUUCGCUUUUGCAACGUGAAGAUAUUUAUUCUUGGCUUUGUAGCAUUUUAAAAAUAAAAACAGCUUUGUCAUGA